Molecule: messenger RNA, 1077 nt
Organism: Humulus lupulus (European hop)
Lineage: Eukaryota; Viridiplantae; Streptophyta; Magnoliopsida; Rosales; Cannabaceae
Product: vacuolar protein sorting-associated protein 24 homolog 1-like
Exons: 6
Coding region: 190-879 (229 amino acids)
Biological process (GO): endosome transport via multivesicular body sorting pathway; late endosome to vacuole transport; protein transport
Cellular component (GO): ESCRT III complex; multivesicular body
Source: RefSeq, a predicted model, not a curated record
CGAAACCAACCAUUAGUCUUUUCUAUUCGUCGUUUUCUGCUGACCAGAAGGGAAAGUAAGAAAAACUCAUACGCGCUUUCAUCUUAAGCACCUCCUUCAUCGUUUCGGCUAAUUCAAAUUUUCUUUUCUUGUCCUUCAAUUUUCUCGAGAAAACGUUAUUGCUUGUGGACUCAGAAAACAGAGUAAAAAAUGGACAAAAUCAAGAGCAUCUUAAAACCCAGAGCCAAUCCUCAACAGCAAUUGAGAGAUUGGCAGAGGCGUCUCCGCCAAGAAUGCCGCAACAUCGAACGCCAGAUUAGAGAUGUUCAGAGAGAGGAGAAGGGUGUGGAAAAAGCCAUUAAAGAGGCUGCGAAGAGAAAUGACAUGGGCUCCGCCAAGGCCCUUGCAAGGGAAAUUGUAAGUUCGAGGAAAACUGUUAAUCGACUUCACGAAAAUAAGGCCCAGUUAAAUUCAAUAUCAAUGCAUCUUGGAGAAAGUGUUGCUAUUGCCCGUACUGUUGGUCAUCUGUCCAAGAGCUCUGAAGUCAUGAAAAUUGUCAAUAACCUAAUGAAAGCUCCAGAGAUGGCUGUCACAAUGCAAGAGUUUAGCAAAGAAAUGACUAAGGCAGGGGUGAUUGAAGAAGUUGUAAACGAUGCUCUUGAUACAGCAUUAGAUUCAGAAGAUAUAGAAGAGGAAACUGAGGAAGAGGUCGAUAAGGUUUUGAACGAAUUAGCUGGGGAGAUGGCCGCACAGCUUCCAGAAGCUACCAGGAAAGAGAGGAUAAAGUUACCUGCUCAAACAGCUAGUGCAUCGAAACAAGAAGAAGCCAUUGCUGAAGGCGUAGACGAUGAAGAAGAAAUGGAAGAGUUAAGGGCAAGGCUUGCUAAAGUGAGAUCGUAAAUUAGGAACUUCGUCUACAUAAUCAUCACUUGUUCCUUCCUUGUGGAGGGAAGGAAGUAUGUGUAUAUCUAUGUUAUGAAGCUAGAGUAAUUUGAAGUUUUCAUAAAUCUAAACAAUCUGUCACUGAGUUAAUGUUUAUGUAACAUAAAAGUAGAGUUUCAACUAGCUAAAUGCCUACAUUUACAUAAUGUUUAUUAA